CUCGCGUCUCAGCGCGCAGGCCCCCGCGCCUUGGUGCGGGUGCGGGGUCUGCAUCUGCCGGCGGAGCUUCGGGGCCGGUGUAGCCCAGUUGCGCUCCUGGACUGCAGCUCGCUCCCCAGGUCGUGGGAUCGACCGGUCGGACUGUUUCCGGCUUCCCUCUGACCGGGCUCAGCGGGUGCGGGCUGUUACCUUGGGGCCGGUGUUCUUCCUGAGCCUCUUAUACUGUGUAAUUAGACUAAGCGUUUUACAGCGGCUAUAAUGCGCUGGCCACUACCGGGUUCCGGGAAACCAAAGGUCGAACACGCUACGCUCUCUGCUUUGGCAGGCGCGCGGACCCCAUCACUUGAUCGCAGAGGCAGGCAGGACUGAACAGUAUCGGGAUAUGUGACACACCCCUGGAGAAGGGCUUUGGACCUGGACCUGUUCACUAGGAAGCUGCCCUCCCUGCCACCCAGGCCAUCAUGGCAGCCCGCCUGGUGAAGCGAUGCGCGUGCCUCCUGAGAGAGGCCACCCUUCUGGCCCCUGUGGUGGCUCCGAGCACCAGGAGGUGGAGCGGCUCAUUGAGAAGGCCACCCAGCCAGAGGAGCUCCUGGAGCUGCUCAGUGACAGUCGCUGCCUGCAAGAGAACCAUGCGGCCCUCAUGCUUAUCCAGCUUUCUCGCCUGCUGUCUGACAAGCCGGAAGACAGAGCCUUGCUCGUGCAGGAUGCCCGCUUUCAGCAGCUUCUCCAUCUCGUUGACAGCCAGAUAAGUGCUGUGUGGCACGGGACCCUUGUGAAACUGCUCCGCAGCCUGUAUGCGUUGGCACUGCCCGCGGCCUGCAGAGAGCUGCGCUCGGUGGAGCAGGAGGUCCGCUGGCGCCUGCGUAGGCUCAAGUACAGGCAGCUGGCCUUCCUGGCCGAGUCGAGCGCCACGCACAUGCGGGAGUCCCCGGAGCUGCUGGCUGAGCUGCUGCUGCACUUAGAGCGGCGCUGGACGGAGAUCGAUGAUGGCCGCACUGCGGUGGCCCUGAUGGCGAAGACGGGGCACCUCUCUGAGCCGCUGAUGAACCGCCUGGAAGACAAGUGCCUGGAGUUGGUGGAGCGCUUCGGCCCCGACGAGCUGCGGAAGGUGCUGGUGACACUGGCGGCUCAGAACCGGCGUUCAGUGCCCUUGUUGCGCGCCGUCUCUUACCACCUGGUCCAGAAGCCAUUCCCGCUGACAAAAGGCAUGCUCCUGGAUCUGGCCUAUGCCUACGGCAAACUUGGCUUCCACCAGACCCAGGUGCUCCAGCGCCUGGCUGCCGACCUGCUGCCCCACGUGCCCAGCCUGACGUCCGGCGAGGUGGCCCGUGGCGCCAAGUCCUUCGCCCUCCUCAAGUGGCUCAGCCCUCCCCUGUUCGAGGCCUUGGCCCAGCACGUCGUAGACCGAGCCCACACCGUCACCGUGCCGCACCUGUGCAACGUGCUUCUGGCCUUCGCACACCUGAACUUCCGUCCCGAGCGAGAGGACAAGUUCUUCGGCCUGGUUCAUGAGAAGCUGGGGCCCAAGCUGCGGAGCCUGCACCCGGCCCUGCAGGUGGAUGUGGUGUGGGCACUGUGCGUGCUGCAGCAGGUGCAGGGGGAGGCGCUGCGAGCGGUGCUCUGCCCUGAACUGCAUGCCCGGUUCCUGGGCAGCGAGUCCCCAAAGGACCAGAGCACCUUCCAGAAGCUGCUGCACAUCAGCGCCACCGCCCAGCUGGAGCACCCUGAAUACACGGGCCCCCUUCUGCCGGCCUCAGACUGGGCGCCCUGGCUCUUGGCCUGUGAUGGGAAGGCCACACCCCUGCAGAAAGAACUGCGGGACACCCUGCGGGGGCUGCUGGGGAGCCCCAGCAGGGGCAGCUUCGCGGUGGCCACGCAGUACGGCUGGGUUCUGGACGCCGAGGUGCUGCUGGACACAGACGGCCAGUUCCUGCCCCUGAGAGACUUUGUAGCCCCGCAUCUCACUCCUCCCUCGGGGACCCAGCCGCUGCCCCCUGGGGCCAAGAGGCUGGCGUUCCUGCGCUGGGAGUUCCCCAACUUCAGCAGCCGGAGCAGAGACCUGCUGGGGCGCUUCGCCCUGGCCCGGCGUCACGUGCAGGCCGCUGGCUUCCUGGUGGUGGACGUCCCCUAUUACGAGUGGCUGGAGCUCAAGUCUGAGUGGCAGAAAGGCGCCUACCUCAAGGACAAGAUGCGAAAAGCAGUGGCGGAGGAGCUGGCCAAGUGACCCAGCCCAUAGCCUGGACUGCACCCUGAGGGCCCUGGCCAAGUGACCUGGACUGCGUCCUGGGGGACCCGGCUCACAGCCUGGACUGCACUGUGGGGGAGCUGGCUGGCAGCUCCUGCUCUCUUGUGGGCAAUAAACAGUGAAUUCCAGUGUCCACACCA
Lynx canadensis (Canada lynx) is the source of this 2385-nucleotide messenger RNA. It is a transcript of the gene FASTKD4, whose product is annotated as transforming growth factor beta regulator 4. The coding region runs from base 485 to 2224 and encodes 579 amino acids. Gene Ontology annotation, molecular function: RNA binding. NCBI's taxonomy places the organism in Eukaryota, Metazoa, Chordata, Mammalia, Carnivora, Felidae. Gene Ontology annotation, cellular component: mitochondrial matrix; ribonucleoprotein granule. The record is from RefSeq and is a predicted model, not a curated record. The transcript has 12 exons. Gene Ontology annotation, biological process: regulation of mitochondrial mRNA stability; mitochondrial RNA processing.